Nematocida parisii ERTm1 is the source of this 1242-nucleotide messenger RNA. RefSeq lists its product as uncharacterized. Lineage: Eukaryota; Fungi; Microsporidia. The transcript has a single exon. The record is from RefSeq and is a predicted model, not a curated record. Bases 1 to 1242 code for a protein of 413 amino acids.
AUGGAACAAAAGGAACUUAAUCCAUGUAAUACGUCUAAUGCACCAGAAGAGCCUACUUGGUCUACUUCAAAACAAUACACAGAACCAAAAUUAUUACAUUCUCCAGAUAUGUCUGAAAUCAUGUCUAAUGACUGGAAUUUCAUCAUGGAAAAUAAACCUGAAAUUUCUCUGGAAAUUAAUACAAAGUUGGCUAUUUCCAGCAUAGAAAGCAUCUUUAAAAAUGAACAAGUCGCAGCUUUAAUGGAUAAAUAUCAAAUUAUUCGAAUACUUCAUAAUGCUUUGUUUCAAGGUCUAACUAUAAACUUACACACAAGAAAGCCAAUAGAUUAUGUUUUAUUAGAUGAUAUUUAUAGUAUGAUCAAUAUUUUUACUGAAACAUGCCUUCUUGAAUAUUUAUAUUCCCAGCCUGAUUAUAUUUGUACACAGAGUGUACUAAAUAAUAAAAAUAAACGGAUGGAGAUAAUUAAAAAUAUCGUAAAAGGAGAAAACCUAUCUCUCUUUUUAGAAUCAACCAGUAGAUCCUUUAAAAAAUGGUUUUCUGUUAUAGCAAAUUCCCAAACAGGGUGUACACUUGGCUAUUUCAGACACUCUGCGUGUAUAAUGAAUGAGCAAUUAUUUACUACUUCAUACGUAUCUAUAAUAAUAGAACCAACACUAAACGCAUUUAGACGAGGUUUAGAAGCCGAUAGAUAUACACACAAUAAAAUAGAUUUAUUCAGCAUGGGAGAGGAUGGAAUAUAUCACAUAGACAAAGCAAUAGAUCUAUUUAUUGAUAAUAGAUGGUUGUUGCAUGUUUAUUAUAAGACUCCUGAGAUACAGGAAACUUUUAAGCUUUCAGAAUAUGAGAAGCAAAUACUUUUACAGCUUUAUAUGGAUUUAUCUCUUGUAUCAGAUGUUAUAUCAGAGGUACAUAACUUACUUGAAGAUGACCAGGAAUAUACUGAUUUAUUAUGCAAUACAACUGUUUCAAAUAAACUCAGUAGAAAAACUAGUUUUAAGCAAAAAAAGAAACUUAUUGAUUCUUCCCUUAAGAAAUUCAUAGAUAGUUCAGAUAAAUCAGAUUCUAUUAAAAAUUAUGUCAUAGGCCGAGUUGGGCAGUAUAAAUCUCUUAUAGAAGAAAAAGACAAACUUACAGCAAAAAAACAAAAGAGAAACAAAUUUAAUAAAAAUAAUAUUUUAGCUGCAUUAAGUACAGCAAUGGGAGUCUUUGCUUUUUUGUAUAAAGUAAAAACUAGAAAUUAA